This is a messenger RNA of Argiope bruennichi, 2588 nucleotides long. It is a transcript of the gene Mcm3, whose product is annotated as zygotic DNA replication licensing factor mcm3-like. The transcript is spliced from 18 exons. Gene Ontology annotation, biological process: double-strand break repair via break-induced replication; DNA replication; DNA strand elongation involved in DNA replication. The record is from RefSeq and is a predicted model, not a curated record. Gene Ontology annotation, molecular function: ATP hydrolysis activity; single-stranded DNA helicase activity; ATP binding. Gene Ontology annotation, cellular component: nucleus; MCM complex. Bases 96 to 2507 code for a protein of 803 amino acids. NCBI's taxonomy places the organism in Eukaryota, Metazoa, Arthropoda, Arachnida, Araneae, Araneidae.
UCUUCUGCUUCAGCUUUUGCUUGGUAUUGUUUUGCCGGGAACUUAAGAACUGCGAUCUUUAAAGAAAUUCGCAUAAAAAGUUUAAUAUUGAAAUAAUGGCUGAAAUUGAUGUCGAUCAGAGAUUAAGAGAUGUUCAAAAGGAGUACUUGGAUUUUCUGGAUGAUGAUGAUGAUCAAGGAAUAUACAGCGAUGCUGUAAAAGAUAUGAUUAACCGUAAAGGAAGAAGACUGGUUAUUAAUAUUAAUGAUUUGAGACGAAAAAAUCCUAUCCGCUGUCAAUACCUGCUGACAGCAUCCUUUGAAGAAUUGGUAGCUUUUCAGAGAGCAUUAAAAGAAUUUGUCAGUGCAGCAGAUCCACAGUACUCCAAAGAAAUAGAAGAAUUUUUCAUUGCUUUAGAAGGAAGUUUCGGCUCAAGGCAUGUCACUCCUAGAACUUUGGUAUCAAGUUAUUUGGGUAACGUUGUAUGUGUUGAAGGAAUUGUAACAAAAUGUUCAAUUGUACGUCCAAAAGUUGUGAGAAGUGUCCAUUAUUGCCCAGCAACAUCAAAAACUAUGGAAAGAAGAUAUGCUGAUCUUACUACUUAUGACGCUUAUCCAAGUAGCUCAGUAUAUCCUACAAAGGAUGAAGACGGUAAUUUACUGGAAACUGAAUAUGGAUUAUCUGUGUACAAAAAUCAUCAAACAUUUUCUAUACAAGAAAUGCCGGAAAAAGCUCCUGCUGGUCAACUUCCUCGCAAUGUAGAUAUCAUUGCGGACAAUGAUUUAGUCGACACUUGUAAACCUGGUGACAGAGUACAAGUUGUUGGAAUGUAUCGUUGCUUACCUGGAAAAAAGCAAGGUUAUACUACUGGAACAUUUAGGACAGUUCUUAUUGCAAAUAAUGUUCAGUUACUUAGUAAGGAAGUGUCACCUCAAAUUUCUAUGGAUGAUGUUAAAAAAUGCAAGAAAUUUUCUAAGCAGAAGGAUGUGUUUGAAAUUUUGGCUCAUUCAUUAGCACCUUCUAUUCAUGGGAACGAAUAUAUCAAAAAGGCAAUCCUUUGUCUUUUACUUGGUGGAGUUGAAAAAGUUCUUCCCAAUGGAACACGAUUAAGAGGUGAUAUCAACAUUUUAUUACUUGGAGAUCCUUCUGUAGCCAAAUCUCAACUAUUGAGAUAUGUUCUUCACACAGCACCAAGAGCUAUACCUACCACUGGUAGAGGCUCAUCUGGUGUUGGUUUGACAGCUGCAGUGACCACAGAUCAGGAAACUGGUGACAGAAGAUUGGAAGCUGGUGCCAUGGUUUUGGCUGAUCGAGGCGUUGUGUGUAUUGAUGAAUUCGAUAAAAUGUCAGAUAUUGAUCGAACAGCUAUCCAUGAAGUUAUGGAGCAAGGAAGAGUUACUAUUGCUAAAGCUGGUAUCCAAGCUAAAUUAAAUGCUCGUUGUAGUGUUCUAGCAGCUGCUAAUCCUGUAUAUGGAAAGUAUGACCAGUACAAAACUCCAAUGGAAAAUAUCGGCCUGCAAGAUUCACUUCUAUCUCGUUUCGAUUUAUUGUUCAUUAUGUUAGAUAAAAUGGAUCCUGAAAGUGAUCGAGAAAUUGCCGAUCAUGUAGUGAGGAUGCAUAGGUAUCGAAAACCAGGAGAGAUGGAUGGUGAACCUUUACCCAUUCAUACAUCUGCUGACUUUCUUGCAACCAAGGAUCCUGAUGCUGAAGAGGAACAAGAAGAAAAUACACCAAUUUAUGAAAAAUUUGAUGCUCUUCUACAUGGAUCUCGAUCAAAAAUGGAAAAAAUUGUCAGUAUGGAAUUUAUGAAGAAAUAUAUACACUUAGCUAAGACAGUGAAGCCUACAUUAACACCUGAAGCUUGUGAGCUUUUAUCAGAAGAAUAUGCUAAGCUUCGUGCAUUUGAUACACAAAAUUCUGACAUUGCCAGAACUCAACCUGUCACUGCUCGAUCUUUGGAAACAUUAAUUCGUCUAUCAACAGCUCAUGCCAAGGCUCGUAUGUCUAAUACUGUUAAUCUUCGAGAUGCCCAGGCUGCUAUUGAUUUGGUACAGUUUGCUUACUUUAAGAAAGUUAUGGAAAAGGAGAAGAAAAGAAGGCGUCCAGAAGAGGAGUCUAGUGAUGAAGAAGCUGAGGAAGCACCUAAGAAAAAGAAAGCUUCUCAGCCAAGAUCGCAACCUGGAGAAGAAGGUUAUGAUCCUUAUGAUUUUGAAGAAGACUCCUCUACCGGUCCACGUUCUGGAUCUUCUCGAGGAGAUACCUCUUCUCAAUCAAUGUCUGCAUCUACUUCAAAAAUAGGUGAUGUUACAAUGAUGGAAAUAUCCAGGCUAAAAGAGUUCCGAGGAAUCAUAUCUAAACUUUUCAAAGAGCGCCAUGCUCAGUCAGUACCUCUGCCAGAACUGAACACUUAUGUUUCUGAACAUCAACCAGAAACACCAUUUACUCCUGAAGAAAUUAAUUCUGCCCUUGAUGCAAUGACUGAGGCAAAUCAAUUGAUGGUGGCCAAUGAUAUUGUCUUCCUUAUUUAAGUUGACAAAAUUAAAAAGAUUUUACAUUUCACUUCUAAUUUUUUUAAUAUACUCUGUUUCAUUUAAAAACAAAUGUAAAUA